Messenger RNA from Torulaspora delbrueckii, 1725 nucleotides. It is a transcript of the gene PTR2, whose product is annotated as Ptr2p. Lineage: Eukaryota; Fungi; Ascomycota; Saccharomycetes; Saccharomycetales; Saccharomycetaceae. Bases 1 to 1725 code for a protein of 574 amino acids. The record is from RefSeq and is a predicted model, not a curated record. Gene Ontology annotation, cellular component: plasma membrane; fungal-type vacuole. Gene Ontology annotation, molecular function: dipeptide transmembrane transporter activity; tripeptide transmembrane transporter activity. Gene Ontology annotation, biological process: oligopeptide transport; transmembrane transport. The transcript has a single exon.
AUGAAGCGCACCGAGACUUCAAGCACCGAUGGUGUGGACUCUGUUGAGAAACAAAAGGCUGUAGAGGUAGUGGAUGAUAAACUUGUGGAGGUGAUUUCCUCGCACAAUGGUUUGGAAGUUGAAUCGUAUGAUGAUGAGCCCACGGAGGAAGAGAUGAAGACUUUGAAGCAUGUCGCUGGUACGAUUCCAUUUAGAUGCUGGUUGAUCGCCGUUGUCGAGCUGUCUGAGCGUUUUGCUUACUACGGUUUGAGUACUCCUUUCCAGAAUUAUAUGCAGAAUGGUCCAGAUGACACUCCAGCGGGUCUGUUGAACUUGAAGAGUCAGGGUGCGACUGGUCUUUCGUACUUCUUCCAGUUUUGGUGUUAUGUUACUCCUAUCUUUGGAGGUUGGUUGUCCGAUACGUAUAUCGGGAAGUACAACACUAUCUGUUGGGGUACUGGUGUCUAUGUGAUUGGUAUUUUGAUCUUGUUUGUUACUUCUAUUCCAAGUAUCACUACGCAGAAUGCAGCCACAGGUGGGUUUAUUGCUGCAAUCAUUCUGAUCGGUAUCGCCACUGGUAUGAUUAAGUCUAAUAUUUCUGUGUUGAUUGCUGACCAGUUUCCAAAGCAACGUCAUCGUGUUAUUACUAAGAAGGAUGGUACUCGUGUGAUUGAGGAUCCUAACAUUACUUUGCAAAAUGUGUUUAUGAUUUUCUACCUGAUGAUCAACAUCGGGUCGCUAUCUGUCAUUGCCACCACUGAAUUGGAAGCUCAUGUUGGUUUCUGGGCCGCCUAUUUGCUACCUUUCUGUUUCUUCUGGAUUGCUGUUAUCGUUCUCGCUGUCGGUAAGAACAGUUACGUGAAACCACCUGUCGGUGACAAAGUCAUCUCCAAAUGUUUCAAGGUUGUUGGUAUCGCAAUCAAGAACAAGUUCAAUUUCGAGGCAGCUAAACCAAGUGUUUCCCCAGAUAGGGCUUUCCCAUGGACUGACAAAUUCGUUGACGAAAUUGUGAGAUCCUUGAGCGCUUGUAAAGUGUUUUUGUUCUACCCUGUUUACUGGGUCUGUUACGGUCAAAUGCUUAACACUUUUGUCAGUGUUGGUGGUACAAUGGAGCUACAUGGUUUGCCCAAUGACUUCUUCCAAGCGAUUGACUCGAUCGCCCUAAUUGUAUUCAUUCCAAUCUGUGAAUACUUCCUCUACCCAUACAUCAGAAAAUUCACCCCUUUCAGACCAAUCACCAAGAUCUUUUGGGGAUUCAUGUUUGGUGCUGCAGCCAUGGUGUGGGCUGCCGUGUUGCAACACUUUAUCUACAAAUCCGGCCCAUGGUAUAAAUAUCCAAUGGCCGAAAACACUCCAAACCACAUCCACAUCGCUUGGCAAGUUCCCGCCUACGUUUUGAUCGCUUUCUCCGAAAUUUUCGCCUCCAUCACUGGUCUAGAGUACGCUUACUCCAAGGCCCCAGUGACCAUGAAAUCCUUUAUCAUGGCCAUCUUCCUGCUAACAAACGCCUUUGGCUCUGCAAUUGGCUGUGCGCUUUCCCCAGUGACCAAAGACCCUGACUACGUGUGGCUAUACGUUGGACUAGGUGUAGCCUGCUUUGCCGCAGGUUGGUUGUUCUGGUUCUGUUUCAAGCACUACAACGACACAGAGGAAGCUAUGAAUGCCUUGGACUACGAUGAAGAUCCAACUAUGUUGAAACAUAGCAAAGACGGAAUCGAAGAAUGUGCAGACUUUUCCAAAGCUUAA